AUGGAGAAGAAGGCACCGGCAGAGCCACCGACUGCUGCCGCGUAUUCCAACGUCAUCGUCAAAGACCAAGACACUGCUCGUAUCCUCAUUGACAGUAAAGCAUUUGCCGGACGCAGAACAAUGAUCCCAGUAACGGAAAAUCAUAGGAACUAUAACAAACACGCUAUUAUCAACGAUAGUGUCGUGGCAAGAGCACAGAAAGUUGCUGAUGAAUACAAAGAAAAGGUCUUCAAACUCAUUGAUAUGGUCGAUUUCCCGGAUUAUAUUAACAAUACUUUCCUUAAUACUCUGGGACAGAUUCUUGUCGUUCAAACAUUGGACUGUGCCAAUAAAGUUGCGUACGCUGAUGGUGUCAAAACGCGUGUUCUAACUCUUCGUGGUGAUGAUGUAAAGCCAACUGGAUGUAUGACAGGAGGAGUAACAGAACACGGAGAUACCUCUAUCUUGACUUUGAUCGCAGCAAUGCAUCCACGAAAAGAAGAAAUAAAUGCAUUAUCAAAAGAACUAGAUGUCAUCGUGGCUCGUAUUAAAGCAACUGAGGCUAUCGCAAACCAGCAUCGUGAAAUGACCGGCAGGUUACAAGUUCUACAGAGACACUUGGCUCAACUCAAAAAUAAAGUGAACGGCUCCCCGGAGGGUUUGCUUCGUCAAGAGAUAGCCGAUGCGGAAGAAGAGAUCAAGAAAGCAAUGACUGAAAAUGAAAACACCUCAAAGGAACUAAAAACGUUCACCGAUAAAAUGAAGAUGCUUGAAGCAAGAAAAAACAAUGAUAAAGCUACCCAAGCAAAACGAAAGAAGGAACUGACAUCAGAGCUUCAAAAACUUGAAUCACAGGCUUCUAAAAUCAAAGAUAAAGCUGAUCAAGCAAGGAGAGCAGUAAUGAACCUAGAAGCUGCUGUUGACGAUAUUGGGAAUACUAUCAGAAAGUAUGAAACAGAAUGGGAGGCUAAAAAGAAGGAAUUGGAUGAGCUGGAAGAGAAGUUACCAGGCCUCACCGUUGAAACAGAAACUGCUAAUGGUGUGCAAAAAGCUAGUAUGGCAGCGUUGACUGAGUUCAAGAACCAUCAACGUACUUUAACAACUCGAGUGACGAAGGUGGCAAAAGAAUGCGACUUGAUGAGAAAAGAAGAGUCGAAAACAAGAGGCAAAAAAGAGGAACGAGAAAAAGAAGUUGUACGGCUGUAUGAAUCUGGAAAAGCGAAUAAAAAACACUCGGAAAGUUUGCUGAGAAAGUGUGAGUGGCUGGCGGAUGAACAAGUUCACUUCAACAAAAGAGGAGGAAUUUACGAUUUCGACGGUUAUUCUGUGAACAGAGGAACAGCUGAACUCAAAGAAACUAUCGACAGAAUUGAAGCCAUCGAACGUACGCUUUGUAUGAAGAACGUUUCUAACUUGGAUACAUGCGAAGCUAAGGUCAUGGACAUCACGAACAAACGUGAAAAACUCAGAGAGGACUUCAAAAUGUUGAAAAAGACUAUUGCCGUCCUCGACCGAAAGAAAGUGGACGAGUUAGUCAGGGCGCACAAGUCGGUCAACGAGGAUUUCGGUAAAAUCUUCACCUGUUUACUUCCGGAUGCCUCGGCUCAACUAGUUCCUCCUGAAGGAAAAACUGUUUGCGAUGGUCUCGAAGUGAAAGUUUCAUUCAAUGGUGUAGUGAAGGAUAGUCUUCACGAGCUUUCCGGAGGACAACGCUCUUUGGUCGCUCUUUCUUUGAUUCUGGCCAUGCUCAAGUUCAAGCCAGCACCACUCUACAUUCUUGACGAAGUUGAUGCGGCUCUUGAUUUAUCUCAUACUGCUAACAUUGGUAUGAUGAUCAAAACACAUUUCAAUAAGAAUCAAUUUGUCAUUGUAUCACUGAAGCAAGGAAUGUUCUCGAAUGCAGAUGCCCUCUUCCAAACCCAUUUUGCGGAUGGACAUUCUUCAUGUAAUCUCCUCACUGGAGAGGCUCUUCUGAAGGCUAAGAACGAUACUAAGCUUGCAAAACAAGCUCAAGAAAUGAUCGAUGCGGAGAAGGCUGCUAAAAAGGCUGCCAAGAAGCCGACCGCCAAAAAAUCUAAACCAGCCCCAGAGGACGAUGAUAUGUAA
Caenorhabditis remanei is the source of this 2085-nucleotide messenger RNA. RefSeq lists its product as uncharacterized. Gene Ontology annotation, cellular component: chromosome. The record is from RefSeq and is a predicted model, not a curated record. Gene Ontology annotation, biological process: chromosome organization. Gene Ontology annotation, molecular function: protein binding; ATP binding. NCBI's taxonomy places the organism in Eukaryota, Metazoa, Nematoda, Chromadorea, Rhabditida, Rhabditidae. The coding region runs from base 1 to 2085 and encodes 694 amino acids. The transcript is spliced from 9 exons.